CGGCUCGCCCUUCCCCUAUUAGGCAAGUCCGUCGUCUAAGGUGGGAUGGGUAUGAUUUAUCUAUAACCUGCUAAUAAAUCAGUAGGAAUACUACCAGCUGCUUGGUAGCUUGAGCCUUCUAAUUGACAUGAAAUUAAACAAUGGAGAAGCAUCAAGGGAGUACUCGCCAUGAGCGAAGAAAAUCCAGUACUAGAAACAGAAAUUUGCUGUUCUCCUCGCUGGCUUUCUGUCUGAUAAUAUUCUAUUUUAGCCCCUCAUUUUUAUCGCGAGCCAGGCAUUGUUUCCACCCCUCAUCUGGUGACCGACCGGAUACGAGCAGUGUAGAGAAAUGGUGCCCCCUGCCGGACACCACUGCCCCCGCAGACGAUGGCCUGAAAGACAGGGAACAUUUUAUAAACUCUCAACAACUACAAUUGCAGGUGAAACGUUUAUCUGAAGCCGUACAAGUCCCAACUGAGAGCUUCGACGAUAAUGGUGAGGUUGAUGAGGAUUCUCGUUGGGAAACUUUCCAAGAAUUCCAUCAGGUAUUAGAGAAAUUGUUUCCACUUACACAUUCAAAAUUAGACCUUCGUAAGGUCAAUCGUCAUGGCCUAUUAUAUACUUUCAAGGGUACAGAUGCAACCCUGAAACCGAUUCUUUUCACGGCGCAUCAAGACGUCGUUCCUGCGGGCCCCUCGUCUCGUUGGAAGUAUCCGCCCUUCGAGGGGCAUUUUGACGGGUCCUUCGUAUGGGGUCGGGGUGCGGCCGAUUGCAAAAACGUACUCAUUGGGCUGCUUUCAGCUAUCGAAGACCUGCUAUUACAAUCAUUCGCACCUCGUCGCACGAUUGUGCUCGCUUUCGGAUUCGACGAAGAGACAGGAGGUCUCAGGGGCGCAGCUGCGUUGAACCAAUCGCUAGUUGAGGAAUGGGGCACGGAUUCAUUCUUGUUCGUUUUGGAUGAAGGAGGUAUGGGUAUACAGAGCCAAGGAGAUGUCCUCUAUGCCUACCCAGGCGUAGGUGAGAAGGGCUAUUAUGACGUCGAGUUGACGCUCGAGGUAAAGGGUGGUCAUAGUUCGAGACCCCCGAAGCAUACUGGUAUUGGCAUCAUGGCGGACGCAAUUGUGGCGCUGGAGAAGGAGCCGUAUUCUCCGCGGCUAACGCAGGCGAGUCCCUUUCGAAGAGUAUUGGAGUGUAGGACAAGAUACUCGCCCGAUGCUGUCCAACCAUGGUUACGCGACGCUCUUCUCAGCGGAAGUGAGGAAGAAGUUGCCAAGAAGCUUGCGGAGGAAGAGACGGAGGAGCAGUGGCUGGUGCAGACCAGCCAGGCCGUUGACGUUAUCACCGGAGGCGUUAAGGUUAAUGCACUGCCCGAGGACGUCAGGCUCGAAAUAAACCAUCGCGUGGCGUUGCACGAGUCAAUCCAGUCCAUCAACGAACAUAUCCAAGAAGUAUUAUCCCCUGUGGCGCAGAAAUACGGCCUUCAGUUUGAGGGUUUCAAUACCUCAAAAAUGGAAAGACUCGAUUUCGGCAUUGCAUCGUCUGGGAUCUUGAGGAUUCAAUCAUUACAGGUAAUCGACCCGGCCCCCAUUUCACCAACUAAUAACGGUGUAUGGAGUGUAUUCAGCGGUACUCUGCGACACGUCUUUGAGAGUACGGAGAGCGGAAAGGGUAAGACGGUUGUACCCGUUGGAAAUAUUAUGACGGGUAACACGGAUACGGUACAUUAUUGGAACUUGACAAGGAAUAUAUAUAGAUUCACACCUUCAAGGAAUGGGACGAGGAUGAACCAACAUGGUAUCGAUGAGCGGAUGGGUCUAGAUGCUCAUUUGGAAGGGAUAAGGCUAUAUUAUGACUUAAUCCGUAAUUUCGACAGCUGGAAUGAGGCAUAAGCUGGGAAGCGUUUGUCGAUAUCGCGCUCUUCUGCUAGGGACUUAGGCACCUGAGUAUAAGCAAUGUAGGGCAUAUGAGCACUGUAUCUGAGUGAGCUUUAAUGAAUAACUCCCUAUAAUUAUAGCGUAUUAAUGUGUGGCGUUAUUGCAUUCUGUGAGGAAAGGGUCGGACGCGCUAUAUUUCCAUUCAGCUCAGUAUCUGGAGGGCGAGUGUAGGCAGAUAUGCACUGUAAGUUCAGCAUCGUUACCGCGUAGCCUACUAGGUGCUUGGGGUAAAUACGCUAAGGGCCCCCGAUGACAAUGAGAGAGGGCGUAGCUCAAAGAAAUUACCUAUUUAGAUAUUUAGG
Messenger RNA from Hypoxylon trugodes, 2215 nucleotides. Its product is annotated as carboxypeptidase S. Gene Ontology annotation, cellular component: fungal-type vacuole lumen. The record is from RefSeq and is a predicted model, not a curated record. Gene Ontology annotation, molecular function: metallocarboxypeptidase activity. The transcript is spliced from 3 exons. NCBI's taxonomy places the organism in Eukaryota, Fungi, Ascomycota, Sordariomycetes, Xylariales, Hypoxylaceae. The coding region runs from base 141 to 1868 and encodes 575 amino acids.